GACCUGCGGUACCUUGGCGGUAGAGGUGGAGAUGGAUGGAUGCAGCAACGAUGGAACCCGGCUUUUUUAUAAUGAUCUAUGAGCGACGGGAGCAGAGCCGCGUUAUUUUCGGGAGACUUUGUCGCACAACCCUUCCCGCGUGUAGGUAGCGUCUGAAUGUGUGUGUCUAGCUCGCGGACCCCAUGGAGAAACACUGGCGGUGGCAACUGAAGCUCCUUUCGCGGCCGCAGCCUGCAGUAACCCGAUCCCGCCAGGGCAGGGAUUGAAGAGGCCGAGGCAAGAGCGCCGAGCGGUGAACAAAAGCCCUGGGCGCGGAGCCAGAGUCCUGGACCUGGGAGACUCCAACAAAGGACGAGGCUCAGCUAUGGUGGACCCCGUGCGAGAAGAGGAGAAGGAGGGAGCUGAAGCCGGUGGUGGUUCCGAAGGGGAGGGGGCCACAGCGGCAUCCGUGCCCCCGGAUGCCCAUGGUGCCCAGCAGCCUGCGGCUUCCUCGGCCUCCGCUUCCGCGGCAGCGCCCCGAAAGACGGAAGUCCCUGGCGGGGCCGAAGGUGGGCGGCGGGAGCAGUCGCCGCUGCUGCACCUCGACCUCUUCAACUUCGACUGCCCCGAAGCCGAGGGUAGCCGCUACGUGCUGACCAGUCCCCGUUCGCUAGAGGCCUGCGCCCGCUGCGCCGUCAAGCCGGUGGAGCUGCUGCCACGGGCCCUGGCCGACCUGGUACGCGAGGCCCCAGGUCGCUCCAUGCGGGUAGCCAAGGGCCUGUACGAGGCGUACGAGGCGGAGCGGCGGGCCAAGUUACAGCAGUGCCGCGCCGAGCGCGAGCGGAUCGUGCGCGAGGAGAAGCGACGCCUCUUCACGCCGCUGGGCACCGCCGGGGCCCCGGCCUCCGCCUCCUCGGCUUCGGCCCCGAGCGCGGGCAGCAGCAGCAGCUGCAGCAGCGCCAGCCUGCCCGCGUCCCCCGCGCCCCGUGCCACCCGGAAGACCUCUCCCAGCCCUUCCUCGGCCCGGGCUAAACCACCGCCCGCGGGUGCUCGGACAGGUCGGAAGAGUCACUCGCUGGACUCGCUGUCCCGCCGGCGCGACGGGACCCUCAGCUCCGAGUCGGGCGCGUCGUCGUCGUCCUACAGCGGGGAGAGCCUUCGGGAGCUCCGUUGGCAUCCUCGGGCCUCGGCGGCCAGGAACAGCUGUCCAGCGGGCUCAGCGUCCUCUGCACCCAACCCGCUGGGUCGUCCUUCGGCCCUGACGCUGGUUCCGCUCACGGCGCGUAGCUUCAGCCUGGGCGACCUGAGCCACUCGCCUCAGACGGCGCAGCACGUGGAGCGCAUCGUGCGCCAAGUGCGCGCCGAGCGCGGCCUGCGCGGGGUUCCCGAGCGCGACCGGAAGAUCGCGGCGCUCAUGCUGGCGCGACACCAGGAGGAGCGUCUGUUGCUGGAGCAACGCGCCGCGGCCCACGGCCAGUGGGAGCAGCAGCGCGUGCGCGCCGAGCAGCGCCGCGAGCGCGAAGAGCGCGAGAAGCAGCGCGCGCUGGAGCAGGGCCGCCGGGCCUGGGCGGCGCAGGUGGAAGAGCGGCGAGGCCGCCGGGGCCGCGAGGAACGGGAGGCGGCCCGGCGACGGCAGCAGCAGUGCGAGCGCAGCGAAGAGCGGCGGCGGGAGCUGGCCGAGCGCCAGGGCGUGCUGCGGAGGGAGCGGGCGGAACGAGCGGCUCGGGACGACCGGCUGCGCAAGCUGCAGCAGGAGCAGAAUCUGAAGCAACGGGAGGAGGGCCUGCAGGAAGGGCGGGAACGGGCCGAGCAGCUCCGCAGGGAGCGCGCCCAACGCGCGGCGCGCGCCAAGCAGCGGCAGGAGGGCCAGUUGCUGCGGGAGAAGCGGGAGCUGAGCCGGGCGGAGAGGGCCCGUCACGAAGCGCUGCUCCGAGGUCGAGUCCGGCAGCAGCACGAGGAGCGCGAGGGCCUGCGCAGCUCCCUGGAGGCCAGCUUAGGCCGCGCGCAGGAGAACUACGAGCAGCUGCUGGAGCUGCGCACCCGGGAGCUGCGCGAACGGGCCCGGAGGGAGGAGCUGCAGGGUCGGCGGGCCAAGGAGGCGGCGGAGCGCAAAGAGCGGGAGCAUCAGGCGCACUUGGAGGCUUUGGCCCGCGCCGGCGAGCGACGGCUGCAGCACGCGGCGCAAGUAGCCGAGGAAACCGUGCAGCAGAAGGCCCGGCGCGUGGUCCAGACCCGGCUGGAGAAGGAGAGGACCCAGCGGGCCAACAAGGAGAAGGUGGAGAGGGACGAAGACUGCCGCCGCCGGGAGCUGCUCCAGGCCAUCGGACGCAAGCUGGAGCGCAGUGAGCAGCUGUCUCGAGAACGGCGCACCGCGCUGGAGAGCGCGCGCUCCACCGCCCGGGCCUCCUUCCACGUGCGCGAGAAGGUGCGCGAGGAGACCAACACACGCUCCUUCGACCGCAUGGUGCGGGAGGCCCAGCUGCACGCCAGCCUGGACCGCAAAUGACUGUGCCGGCCUGACUGGUCCACACAGCUUCCCUCAGCCACUUUGACCAAACCAUGGAAAUCUCCAGUCCAGGUUCUUCUGAUCAUUGAGGCAGUGAGAGGAUGGACAUGUAGGACUUUCUGGUCUGACACCUGUUUUUUUUUUUAACUUACUUUGGAGAUGUCAUGGCACAAUCUGCCCACACCCACCUUUGCCAAACCCCAAUAUGUCUUUUGGGUUGGUAUGGAGAGUAGCUAGGGAGGAAAAGGGGCCCUAGGAGAGAGCACAGAGGAGACCGUGGUGGCUGCGUCUCUCUGAUAUUCAUGGCCACGAUGAAUUUUGCUUGUGGCAGCUGAGGGAGCAUCUCCUCUGUUCACCUCCAUCUUUCAAAAUACAAGUUGCACAAAGCUGGAGAUCUCCCAGGAAAGCACAACUCUUCGAAGGUGUCAGGCCAUGCACAAGUGACCCAGAAAAGCUGUUGGUUUAGACUACUGGGCUGAUAAUUUGAUACCUGAUCAAAUUCUCUUGUUAGUUCUCAGUAGUUUUUCAGUUGAGUUCCCCUUAGACAAUCAUCUGCAGAUAAAGACCAACUUGUCUUUUCCCCCCUUCUAUUAUUCUCCCAAGUGGCACAGGAAAUGGGUUGGAUUGGUAAUGCUGUUUAGCUUUAAUGGAAGCCCUCAGAUCCUGGGAAGUGGUGGUUUCCUUAGGCAGCAGUGUUCCAAUCCCCCCUCCCCCGUGAAGCUUCAUUGCAGGGUGAUUUAUUUCAGCAGAGGCAGUGUGUAAUGCCCACCUCCCAGUGUGGGACCGGCUUCUGCAGACAUCAGCCAUGCCUUAAGAAGCAGUGCUACCUUACGUGCCUGCCCAGGCCAUACUUGCCUAAAACUCCAGCCCUGAAUGCAGUCUGGUGGGUGGGCCCCAGAGUGUUGGGAAUGUAGGAUUCCCUCUGUGAAGGAAUCAGCUCGGUGCUCUAAGGACAGUUAAGGGUCCUUGGCUGCUUACUUGUGGUGGCCGGAAGGGCUGGAACUGCCUCUGUUGAGUUGUACUGUUGGUAGGUUAUCUCUCCUCCCUCCCCAGGAAAAGUAUUCCCCUUUAAUUCCUGGUACCUUUCACCUAUGCCUGAAGUAUUUAAUCAGUCUCUUGGUGCCUCACCUUUCCCAUCUGCCAGAUGGGGCCAUCAGAACUCCUCUUCUGGUACCUCAAGGUCUUCUGGACCCAAAGCACCAUGUCAGUGUUAUUUGUUGGUCUCAUUUGUGCCUUUCUUGACCUGGAGUUGGGAGGUAGGAGGACUGCUGUUAACCUAGUUUGUUUCUGGGAACAUGGGUUCCUGGCAUUUAGACAGGGCAGUGCAUCACAGACAGAUGGUCACUUAGCCUCUGGAUGGGGGAGGAGAAGUACUUAACAAUACUAGACCACUCCCUAUCCAAAGGUCCUGUUACCAACAGGCAAUUUUAACCCCUUAGAGUGCUUCUUUCAUGAAGCCGAAAAUGGCCCUACUUAUAUCCACCCAUCGACUCUACCUUCAUAAGGAAAAGUGGAAAAUAAGGCACCCCUUUUUUACAUUAAAUCAAGGUCAGGAAGCAAAAAAUUACCAAAAGAAAAAAGGAAUCAGGGUAGAGAACUAUGGUAUUAGACAUAUUCCAUGUAUAAUCUACUGGGCAGAAUUGUCCCUAAAAUGGCUGGUUAUGAUAAACACACACCUUGUCAAACCCACCCCAUCACAUACUAAGAGAAGUCUUGUGUAGAAGGAAACCAUGUUUAGAUGUUACAUGUAAGGCAAUGUGAAACCAGGAAAGAAGCUGUGUAACCAAGCUUGUUUCUCAAAUGAGUAAUUUUCCCCGUAAUUUUUCUUCUUGUCAGUGAGUUGUAAUAAUUGGUAUUGUCUAUGAGUCAGGAGCAUUUAACUAAAAAGUUAAUGUGA
Molecule: messenger RNA, 4382 nt
Organism: Jaculus jaculus (lesser Egyptian jerboa)
Lineage: Eukaryota; Metazoa; Chordata; Mammalia; Rodentia; Dipodidae
Gene: Ccdc177
Product: coiled-coil domain containing 177
Exons: 2
Coding region: 365-2485 (706 amino acids)
Source: RefSeq, a predicted model, not a curated record